AACGACGUCGGUUGCAGUUUCCCACACCACACUCCUCCUCGGAAACUUCCGUCGUCGUGUUGUUAGCUUGACUUACGGAUCCAACGAGAGAAGUACUUACUACUGCUCACAUUCUCGUGGAAUCUGAGGUUUUACGGGUUUUAGCGAAUUGAGAUUUAAUAUUCAGACAUCUUCUUCUUCUUUUUUUUCUCUUGUUCCGAGGUCUGAAUCACACUGGUGUCUUCCUGUCCUGAUCUGAUCAACGGUAAUUUUAUAAAACGUUUCCGCUUCUCCGUAUUGAAAUUCUUUCAUCUUAAAGCUUUGUAUUGCUCCUGAUUUAUCUCUAUUUGUUUUGAUCAUUGCAAGAGACAACAUUUGAUUAAAGGGGACAAUUCACAAGGCAUCAUUACAUAAUUUUGACAGAACAAAGUUCUCUUGUUAGGUGUCUCCUGUAGAUCGAUCAUCUUUGCAAGUAUAGUUGCAGUGAUAGUGAAGAUGGGCUUGCUGAAGAAAAAGGAUUCAGCUUCUGCUAGCUCCUCUACUUCUCCAUGCGCCAAUUUGAGAAAUGCUUACCACAAUUGUUUCAACAAGUGGUAUUCAGACAAGUUCGUGAAAGGGCAAUGUGAUAAAGAAGACUGUGUUGCUGAGUGGAAUAAAUACAGACACUGUCUCUCGGAGAAUCUAGAUGGUAAACUUCUCACUCGCAUGUUGGAGGUUGAUGGUGAGCUGAAUCCAACAAGUCAAAGCUGAUUUAGAAGAAACUAGUGCUUGAUGUUUCUGAACAACAUUGUCUCUUUGAAACAGAUCCCAAAUUGAGCAACUUUUUAAAAAAAAAAAUAGGAAAACAUACUAGAAGCAGAAUGUUGUAGUAUUCUUUAUUUUUGGCACACGAAAUUUCAAGAACUGAUAAAUAAGAGAAGAAAGAUAUGUAAAUCA
This is a messenger RNA of Raphanus sativus (radish), 915 nucleotides long. RefSeq lists its product as uncharacterized. The coding region runs from base 475 to 729 and encodes 84 amino acids. The record is from RefSeq and is a predicted model, not a curated record. The transcript has 3 exons. Lineage: Eukaryota; Viridiplantae; Streptophyta; Magnoliopsida; Brassicales; Brassicaceae.